Molecule: messenger RNA, 732 nt
Organism: Penicillium odoratum
Lineage: Eukaryota; Fungi; Ascomycota; Eurotiomycetes; Eurotiales; Aspergillaceae
Exons: 1
Coding region: 1-732 (243 amino acids)
Source: RefSeq, a predicted model, not a curated record
AUGGGCACCACUGUUGUCGGUGAGAAAACUUUGGAACUUCUCCGAACUCGUCUUUUGGACGCAGUUAGGAAGGAAGCAGCGGCACUCGUGGCGGACAAUUUUGGGAGCCCCGAAGAUAUUGAUAGGAACUUCAAGUCCCUGUUCCAGGCAGAGCUGGGUCCCCACGAGAUCGCCAGUCCGGAUCGAACCACACUCUGCAACGACAAAGGCAACGCCUAUGAUGUGGUUGCGCAUAAUCCAAUCAGCUGUCUAGCUCCGAAAAGAGCCGAUGACCUCACCCAGUCCUCUUAUGACAAUCUCGUCGGUGUUUGGAGGGUGUUAGAAUACAGCAUGCUCGACACAUCGAAUCGAAACGAGAAGAUUCAUCCAUGGGGAACCGUUCUCGACGGGCAGAUCAUCUUUUCUCAAGAUGGAUACGUGAAUGCCCUUGUUACGAUCCCAGGACAGGCUCCAUUUGGAGGGGAUGUGCCCUGGACUGCAGGCACGGCAGCUGAACUAGCAGAAUCAGCAAAGAGAUCUUGUUCCUACAGUGGGAAGUUCUUUGUUGAAAGGACACCCAUUGGACCAACCCUGGUUUACGACCUUGAGCUUUGCAAUUACCCUGUUUUUCGUGGACAAAAGUUCCGAGUGUUCCUCGACUUUGUGAAGAAGGACAACCAGCAAUUCCUCGUCACGACAUUGACAUCCAAUGAUUCAACGAGGCAGAAGCAGGAGGUUUUCCGCAAGAUGUAA